Molecule: messenger RNA, 1396 nt
Organism: Hypoxylon trugodes
Lineage: Eukaryota; Fungi; Ascomycota; Sordariomycetes; Xylariales; Hypoxylaceae
Product: quinone oxidoreductase
Exons: 1
Coding region: 214-1314 (366 amino acids)
Molecular function (GO): oxidoreductase activity; zinc ion binding
Source: RefSeq, a predicted model, not a curated record
GCAUAGUGGUUUAGGAAGUUUAGGAAUACCAUACCCCUCAUCGUGACUUAAUCAGCGCGUCAGUAUGGAAACUCUAGACGUCGUACAGAAUAUCUGCCUAUAUAUAUGGGAAGGGUAGUCCAGGAAUAGGUAGCCAAGAACAUCGAACCAUAGUGAGUUAAAGCAAAAUAUCAGAUAUCAACAAGACAUCGAACACAAUUAUCUUCAGACGAAAUGGCUUCUUCAACAAUGCACGCAGUUGGUGUAGCACAGUAUGGUGCUAUCGCGAACUUGCAAUCGAGAGAAGUUCCCAAGCCGUCGAAACCAACUGGUCGCGAAAUGCUUGUUCAGGUCAAGGCCAUCUCUGUCAAUCCUAUUGAUAUGAAGGUCCGAGCUGGCACAUACGACGACCCCCCUGAUUACUACGAACGAGUCAAGUCGCUCUUGCAAGAGCCACCUCACUUCCACAUCAUCGGCUAUGAUGGCGCAGGGAUUGUUCUCGAAACGGGACCGGAUGUGAAGUACUUCAAGCCCGGAAACGAAAUCUUCUAUCUCGCAAACCCCGUCAAACAAGGCACAUAUGCCGAGCAAGUACUCGUCGACGAGCGCCAUGCAGGCCACAAACCGGGUUGCGUGGACUUCGUUCAGGCUGCGGCGAUGCCGUUGACCUAUGCAACCGCGUACGAAUCUCUCGUCAACCGACUGGAAAUCAAAGAGGGCGAGAAAGCCGCAAUCCUGAUUAUCAACGGUGGUGGGGGUAUGGGAUCCAUUGCUUCACAAAUCGCUCGAUAUGUCUGCAAGUUGCCCGUUGUCAUCACGACAGCUUCAAGGCCGGAAACUAUCGCGUAUACCAAGAAGAUGGGCGCAACGCAUGUCGUCAACCACCGCGAGGAUAUCGUCAAACAAAUCCGAGCGCUCAACCUUCCGGCUGACACACCCUUGAAAUACGCUUACAUCACUUCGCGAACGGAGCAAUACCUCUUCCCCAUCGCCGAAGUUAUCGCGCCAUUUGGCAAAAUCUGCAGUAUUGUGCAGGCCAAGUUUGACAUGUACGGGUCGCAGAUGAUGGGCAAGUCCCUGACGUUUUCAUGGUGUUGGUUGGCUUCAGGUGCUUACCACCAUUAUGUAAAUGACCAGGAAGAGAAGCACCACGAUUGGUAUGAACAGCUAGGUCAGUAUCUUGGUGAUGGUACGAUCAAAUGUCAUUUGAUGCAGCGGCUUAAGGCUACGGCGGAGGGAAUCAGAGAGGCGCAUAGGAUCCUGGAUGCUGGGACUGCUAUUGGGAAGAUGGCGCUUGGCGUUGAUGAGCCUGGUUUAGAGGAGGCGUUUUGUUAAUUGUGAGCAUUGGGGUUGUAGUAUUUAGCAGAAUGUAGCUUUAUCGAAUUAACAUAAGCGGAUAGUAUGCGUCCAGGAGGUU